AUGGACAUAUUCCUCAUUACUGGCAACCAAAACAAAAGACGGGAGUUCCAAAAAUUAAUGGAUAAUGAGCUGGACGUUCACUUCAUUGACAUUGACUUGAUGGAACCCCAAUCGGACGACAUCGUGAGCAUAAACGAAUUCAAAGCAAAGAGGGCACAUGAAAUUCUGAGAAAUCAGAGUGGACCAGAUGAAAAAUUGAAAAGGAAAUUAGUUAUUACUGAUGACACGGGGCUAUACAUGGAUUGUCUGAAUUCCUUCCCUGGACCCUACAUCAAAUGGAUGAUGAAAAAUGUUGGAUCCAAAGGAAUAGUGGACAUUGCUUCGAAACUUCAGAACGACAAAUGUCACGCCAUUUGUGUUUAUUCUGUGUACGAUGGAAAGCAAAUAUAUUCCUUUAAAGGUGUAACUCAGGGAAGGAUUAUGGGACCCUGUGGAUCAAAUGAUUUUGGUUGGGAUAACAUUUUUUCCCCAGAGAAUUCAAAUAAAACAUUUAGUGAAAUGUCAUUUGACGAGAAGAAGAAUUUCUCCCCUCGAUUCAAAGCAUUCGUGCAGUUAAAGGCAUUCCUACUGCAGGAAUUGAAGAAGCAGAAAAUAUGA
Molecule: messenger RNA, 597 nt
Organism: Plasmodium gonderi
Lineage: Eukaryota; Apicomplexa; Aconoidasida; Haemosporida; Plasmodiidae
Product: HAM1 domain containing protein
Exons: 7
Coding region: 1-597 (198 amino acids)
Biological process (GO): nucleoside triphosphate catabolic process
Cellular component (GO): cytoplasm
Molecular function (GO): nucleoside triphosphate diphosphatase activity
Source: RefSeq, a predicted model, not a curated record